UUAACAAGUGAUUGAGUACUUGGACAAUCAUGUGCGCCGGUAUCUCUUCUAAAGGCAUGUGUCUACGGUCAUUUACAUAUGUAUGAAAACUUUAAUGUGAAAGCAGAACUCCCACCUGAAACGCAAAAGGAUCAUCACCCAGCAGCACGACGGUGCACGUGGAAUUUACGAGUACAACAGCCAACGGCAGGUCAUCGCUCAUAAUCAGCGCCCGUCAAAACACCGGCAACAAAUGCAACAAAAAUAAAUAAACCAAGUUGCUGUAGCUGCUGUUUUGUAUUGUUACAACAGUAUAGAGCAAGAAGGAAAAAAAAUUGUGAAAAAACCCACAACGGCAACCCUUUGCGUACCCAAUUUCAUUACGCGUAGUAAACAUCAACAGCAGCUGCUGCACUUUUCCAACUAUUCCACUUUUUUCUUCUUCUACGUUCGUUGCAUUCAUUAGUUAAUGCUAUUAAUAAAUUUCCACGUGACUUUACACACAUACAUCUACAAGACUCUGUUGUCACUGCAAGUGUGGUGUAAUUUUGCAUGGAAAUGUUGCACGAAUGCUUGUGUGUGCGUGAGUAAGCGAGGCAAGAAAUGACAAGAAAAUUCCAUCCAUUCGCUUAGCAAUAUGUUGCCUAGAGGCGUAGGCCAGAGUUUCUACUAGUGCGGCUUAAACGAAUUAAAAUAUUUUAAAUUGCCACGAAAAACAUUUAAAUCAAGUGAAUAAAAGUGAAAGCGUGAGAAUAUUUGAGACAAUUUUUUUCCAUUUCAUAAAAGUAAAAUUUAAUAAUAGAAGGAAAAUUAAUAUUAAAAUUUUUGUACGACCAAAAUAUUUGCAAAGACGGCGGACUAUAUCAGAAGCAAGAAAAUGGAUACAGUUUAUGGCACAAAGAAAUAUUUCCAAAGCCUCUCUGGCGCAAGUGAUAUUUACCGGACGCCGGCAUGCCGUGCAGUGUCCAACGAUUACACCUACCAAAACACACUGGGCCGUCGUUCAACACUCGGCGCUUACUACCACAUGAAUAAACAGCCUUCGUACACGAACGAACACAGUCUCAAUAGUCAAUACAGUUAUAAUGCGUGGGGUAUAUGGCGCGAUGGUCGCAACAUAGCGCCUUCAACGUUCUCCGCCAAAACGCACACACACUAUCAGAAGCCGCGCUCGUUCUCCAUUAUUCUUACAUCGGCUGUGUUUAUUGUAUUGCUGGCUGUGAUCUCAAUAGCUGGGCUGGCGUUCUACUUUAGUUCGGUGAAAGCGAAUUUGGAAGAUCCUGUGCUGGGUUUCGAGGGUUCGUUUCGCAUUGCGAAAGGUGAUCUCUUCUCGACUGGUCUAAAGUACAAUCACACGACUACAUACAAGCAGAAGAUUGAAUUUUAUAAACGUUUCAUUGAACGCUCGUUGAUGGAUAAUGGCUUGCAGCCGUUGCGCGUAGAUACGUGGGGUUUUGGCGAAGGUCCGCUGAUAAAGGUGUCUUUCCGUACAUUCCUGGAUGUGAGAAAAUUACCGCAAAACAUUCAUAGCGUCGAAGAUUAUAUUAAGGAAUCAUUUUUUCUGGAAACUACAGCCGCUAAGUCCCUCUAUCGCUCCUUACGCAUAGAUGCCGAAUCGGUCGAGAUAAAACGAAUACUGGAUGAGUCAGUCGUACGUUCGGCGUCGCUCUUCAAGGAUGCUGUACAGCAACCCACCAGUCAGUCACAGCUUGAGAAACGUCUUAUGAAAAAGCCAAAUGCACCAACUUUACUCUCGAAGCCGCCAACCACUGCGAAAUCACGCACCACUCAUCGACCUCACUCGGUUGACGAUGAGCCCGACGUGGAUGUAGAGAAUGCGCCAGUUAUACAAGGCUCCUUUGAAGGCUCUUUCGAAAUAACGAAGACCGAUGCAGAUAUUGCACGCAAGAAGGUUACGCCUACAAAAGCUUACUCCAGUUUGCCACCAAAAGCUGUGACACCAUUUGCGUUGCGCGUAAAGCCGAAGAAGCCUUCAAUUGAAAAGUUGACUACGAUUAUACCGCAGAAUCAACCAUCACCUACGCCAGCGGCUGGUACAUCGACAAGUACUACUCGUGGUACUAGUUCGACUAAAGCUACGAGUACAACAACUACGACAACGACUAGCACGACCACAACAACAACGACAACUACAACGCGCAAACCAACUGCGCCUAGUACUAGCAGCUCGAGCACUACGACCACUACGACUACAACAACAUUACCACCUACUACUACUACUACUACAAUGCCAUCUACGACAACAACGACUACUACAGUUGCGCCGAGCACGACCACCGCACGGCCACUGACAUUUCCACCGCCUACUGGCUUCACGCCAAAUAACCAAUUCAGCUUAGCACCCAUGACCACACCGUCCAUCUCUUUGACCGUGCCGAAGCUAGAUGCCAAUCUCUUUUCAUCUGUUCCAGUGUUAGACACACAACCCUGGCGUCCGAUACAUCGUGAAGUGCCUGAAUUAUUACCUGGUCCGCCACCUGCUUUUCCAACGAAAACACUGACAGGUGUGGAAAAGCCUUUACCGGUCGCACCGCUAGCGCCAGUUUUCAGGCCAGAUAUGCCUACACGUCGUAUCGAUGAGAUGGAAUUACCUUUCAUACCAGAUAACCCAUCACCGCCUACACCAGCAGCGUUCAAUCCAUAUGCACCCGGCUUCUUUGGUACAGCUGUUCGCAAGCCGGAGAUGAGUGCUGAAGCGCCAAAUUCACAGGAUAUGAUGUUCUAUCAUAGUUUCGGAAAUCCAGUUUUUAUGCCGGGCACUGAAGAUAUUGAGCGGUUGGGCGCUGGGGCGCAUGUUAAACCACAUCCAUUGCCAGUACCGCUGAUUGAUGACGUCAUCGUUCCACCAUUCAGACCACUCAUACCAGGUAUGGAUAAGUUGGCGAUUGAAAGCAACGAAAAGUUUGAGCAUUUAGGCGGUGGUGUCAUCGUUAAGAAGCAUGAAUUGGAGUUGGCGGAAGGUGAAGAGAAGUCGAAGCCAAAUGCGAAUGUGGCAGCCAAUGAGAAUGACAGUGAAACUGAGAUACCAACAUGGACGCAGUCGUUGUCGGCGGAGGUUGUGCCAUCAACAACGUUCAGACCAAAAGUCAGUAGCACGCCAAACAUUAAUCGCAUAGAAUCUAGUGCAAAUUCUGAGUUGGCGGACACAAUUGGUGAGUUCUUCAUGGGCUUAUUGAACUUGCCAAAAGAGGAUGCUCGCAAUGCAACGAAAACAACGACUGUGGAACCAAUUGAAUCACGUGUAGAGCCAGAGGAGCAUGUGGAAGAAGUGGAAGCUGAACCAGAAACUAAGGAUCUACCGUCAGAUGAUGAUGUAGUAGUGGUGUCAUUUGAAUUAGAGGAGGCAGCGGAAAACGCAGAAGAGCUAGCUAAGAAUGCAGAGCUUAUACCAGCCGAAAUUAUUGAGAAACCCGUUGUGGAAUCUGUAGAGGAGGUAGUAACUACCACUAAACCCACUUUUCUCAAUAUCAAAGAAUUAAUUUUGAAACGAAAUCAGGCUAAGAACCAAACUCGUAAUAUUGAGAAUAACAUAACUGGACGGCCUACGCCCACAACGACGCCGACCACAAGUACCUCCACGACCCCUCAGCCAGAGUUGUAUAGCUCUAGCUUAAAACCACCAGGGACAAAUUGGAAUCGCAUACGACCGACUUACAACCAGAAACCCCCGACCAUUCUCGAUGAUUCCAAUCUCUUUCCAUCGCAGUCGAAAUGGGAGUUUGUAAACAGUUCGGCGACCAAUAGCUUUGGCCAUACGGGUAAUAUGCGCAAGGUGUUCAAUAAGACACUACAAGCAUGGAUAUCUGAGGAUGUGGAUGGUAACACGGAGGAUAAUUUCACACUGAAUGACAUCAAGACACGCAUCAACAAUGCGACCAACAUACAAGACAUCUCGCUCAUCUUCGAUACUUUGGCAUCCAAGUUGGGCAUAACGCCCAUGGUACCGACCAAAGUGCCGCCAUUCUCACAGAACAAGCUCAAGCAUACGCAAGUACCAAGUGAAAGUCGAAAAAAGUUGCCAGUCACAACCACCACCACCACCACCACCACCACAACAGCAAUAACAACAACAGCGGCAGCAGCAACAACAACGACCACAGCACGUCCAUUAGCGAUUAGAGACCAACCGACGGCAAUAACAACGGGACAUUGGUUGCCCACCACAAGACGAGGUACAAUAACUGCAGUACCAGCUGCUGCAACCAAAAUGCCUUGGCUAGCGGCAACAACAACAAAUCGUCGAAUGAUUACAACAACAACCGCACCACCAACAACAACGCCAACUCUGCGAACAAGGCCAGCCAAACCCACCACAAUAACAUCCACAUCCACAUCAACAACACUAAAAGCACCACCGGCCAUGCCAACAGCCCCGACAACAACAACCACAACGGAACAUUUCAUUGAACUUCCGUUACAACGACAAGAGCCAUUCAUCAAACCGAUGUCCAGUUUUAUGGAGGACACAUCAUCUGAGGGCAUCGGUGCGGCCAUACCCGUUGUAGGAGAGGCCGAGGUGGAGGUCAUCGACCCAAAUAAAUACGAGGAAAUGUUGAAGUCAUCACAGUUUGCGGCGGAUGCCACAACGGAAACGGCACCACAAUUGGUCACAUUACUGCCCGUACGUUCAAACUCAGGCAUACGUACAUAUCGACCAGCAACGGGAGCUGGCGCAGUUGUACAGGAAGAGUCCGAAGCGCGUAGCAAUGAUCAAUUGCCGUUGGCUGAAGCAGCAAUUCCGAUUACACUGACAGUGGCGGAUGGCACGGGUCAGGUAGAAGUUGUGCCAGAAGUGGCUGGCAUGGCUGAGGCAAUUGGUGUGGCAGAGGCUGUAGAUGAAGCUUUAGCCGAGGAGACGGCCGGCGCUAUGUCAGUGCCGACAACAUCAGCGAAACCUACUGUUGUUACAGCGCCACGACGUGGUGGUGGCUUCUUCGCCGGCAUACGUAGGAAGAGUGAUAUUAGUCAGGCGAGAAGAUUUCCGCCAGCGGAGGCAGUUGUCAAGGGUGGACUGCAUGUGAAAGUAAAAUGAGUAAAUGACAAAAUGCUAUUCGUAAGUAUGUAUUUACCAAGGAAUAUCUCAAUUAGUGAAGGAGAAGACAGGUGUUUGCGGAAAGGAGGAGAGUAGGAAAAUGCGAAAUAGUGGCAAAGAAAUAGAGUGAAAACGAAUAAGUUGCACAAGAAAGAAUGAGAAAAUAUUACGAAAAGAUUUUAGUCAUAUAAACUGUUGAAGUUGGUAUAACUGAGCGCAAUUUUUUUUUAAUUUUAAUUUUUUUUAUUUUUAUUUUUAAAAUUAAGUUCUUGUUCAGAUUUUGUCCGGCUGUAAGUAGUCGUCUCCGGUUGGACAAUUUUUGAACGAUAACAAUAAGUUUAAUAAAAAUCAGGUUUUGCAAUUAAAAAGUUAUUAAGUUAGCUUUUGAUUUAUUGUCCUUUCGAUUGAUAUCCUUUAAAAAAUUAAAAAAAAAAAAAUUUU
Messenger RNA from Ceratitis capitata (Mediterranean fruit fly), 5473 nucleotides. Its product is annotated as mucin-5AC. The record is from RefSeq and is a predicted model, not a curated record. Lineage: Eukaryota; Metazoa; Arthropoda; Insecta; Diptera; Tephritidae. The transcript has 6 exons. The coding region runs from base 857 to 5032 and encodes 1391 amino acids.